CAGACCCCACCCUGCAGCCCCUUCCCCUCCUCCCGGGAUUGGCCCGGCUUGCCUAGCUUCUGCCUCAGAUACAUAAGGGGACCCCACAGGCUGAGCAGCACCACAGCCACGCUGAGCAGCCAGCAGCACGACCAGCACCAUGUCUCUGACCAAGAGUGAGAGGACCAUCAUCAUGUCCCUGUGGGACAAGGUCUCCUCGCAGACCGAGGCCAUUGGCACGGAGGCUCUGGAGAGGCUCUUCAGUAGCUACCCGCAGACCAAGACCUACUUCCCGCACUUCGACCUGCACCCGGGCUCAGCGCAGCUGCGCGCCCACGGCGCCAAGGUGGCGGCCGCCGUGGGCGAAGCAGUCAGGAACGUGGACAACCUGCCCAGCGCCCUGUCCAAGCUGAGCGAGCUGCACGCCUACGUCCUGCGCGUGGACCCGGUCAACUUCAAGCUCCUGUCCCACUGCCUGCUCAUCAGCCUGGCCGUGCGCCUGCCCGCGGACUUCACCGCCGAGACCCACGCCGCCUGGGACAAGUUCCUGUGCCAAGUGUCCGCCGUGUUGACCGAGAAGUACCGCUGAGUGCUGCAGGCCCCAGGACAGCCCGUGGCCCCUUCUCUGCCCCUGAAGCCCAGGCCCUGGCCGCGCUUCCCAAUAAACGGAUCAGGAAGGAGGAUCUGGCUCCUGAGUUCUUUGUGCUGAGGGAAGGGGAUGGCGAGGGAUUUGGUUAGGUGGAGUCAGCCUUGUGUCUGAAGGCACGCCAUUUUGCCCGAGGACCUUCUGACC
Ochotona princeps (American pika) is the source of this 772-nucleotide messenger RNA. Its product is annotated as hemoglobin subunit zeta. Gene Ontology annotation, cellular component: blood microparticle; haptoglobin-hemoglobin complex; hemoglobin complex. Gene Ontology annotation, molecular function: iron ion binding; haptoglobin binding; heme binding. The transcript is spliced from 3 exons. NCBI's taxonomy places the organism in Eukaryota, Metazoa, Chordata, Mammalia, Lagomorpha, Ochotonidae. The record is from RefSeq and is a predicted model, not a curated record. Gene Ontology annotation, biological process: oxygen transport; hydrogen peroxide catabolic process. The coding region runs from base 140 to 568 and encodes 142 amino acids.